AAAAUACAGACAUUAAAAAAAAUAGAAUUAGAGCGGCGCGGACGCCGGCGCAAUUUGUACAAAACAAACCCUAAAACGGGAAUGAUUCUCCAAGUUCUCAACCGCCAAUCCGCCAUUGACAACGGCAGCACUGCUGGGAACUGAAAGCAUGAGCCCUGCAGAGGCGAAUCAAGAAGAAACUGUACCUGCUCCUGAUUUUUCUUCACUUACAAAAUUUACAUUGAAAAGAGCAGAAAUUGUGGAUAAUUCUUCUGGCUGUAUGAGUGCUGAGAAUCCAAGUGAUCUAGAGAUAUCAUCAGUACCGUCUCCCUUUGAGAUCAAUGACUGUGCAAGCAUCAUGAGAACUCUGAAGUUUAAACAAAGGCCAUGGAUUGUUUAUGACCCGUCUUCAAUUGAACGGGAGUCCGACAUUAAACAUUGCGAUAUGGUCAUACUUGUUUCUUCUUAAUUAUUACAUGUUUGUAAAUAGUUUGUCUCCAAAAGUUUGUCUUCCCAAGGGUGUUACUAGGGGAUGCCCAGAUUGCAGUGGGUGUCAAAAGGUCUCUGCUAGAUGGGAUCCAGCAGGGGCGUGUAGUUACACACUCAAAGAUGCAAUUGUAUUUCAUCCUAAUGAAGAGGAAUUCAAGGAUGCCUUCAAGUACAUUGACAGCAUACGUCAACAGGUAGAACCCUUUGGACUAUGUCGUAUUGUUCCACCUUCAUCUUGGAAACAACCAAGCUUUUUUGAGGAAGAUGACAUUUGGCAAAAAUAUAAAAUUUCCACUCGAGUUCAAAGGCCUCACGAGCUUCAAUAUGAUAGCUCCUAUAGAAAAGCACCUACAGACAACGACAACGAGGCAAAACGAAGGAAAUUGGAUUGUGAGUAUGGUGAUGCUUGCGCUGCAAAUUUUGGCACUGAUGAGUGCUAUGGAUCUGGAAGCUUCCAAAUUGAAUAUGGUCCCGAGUUUAGUCUUAUAGCUUUCAAACGAUAUGCUGAUGAUUUUCAGCAGUGUUACUUUUCCGGAAACAAUGAGGUUUUAAAUGAUGAUGGUAGUCAACCGAUGCAUCAUGAACAGAGGGAUCCAACAGAACAGCAUAUUGAAGGCGAGUUUUGGCGGAUUGUGGAAAAGCCUACUGAAGAAAUAGAAGUGCUUUAUGGUUCUAAUAUCAUUCAGGGACCACUUAGUUCAUCAAAGUCAGGGCAAGCAUCUGAUUCCAUAAAAGGUGUUUCUUUAAAUCUGGACCUAAAUCGUUUAUACAAGUUUCCUGGCUCCAUGCUUUCCUUUGAGACAUUGGACUCCUCAAACAUCCUUGCGCCUCAGCUGCAUGUUGGAAUGUGCUUUUCAUGCCUUCCUUGGGCUCUUGAAGAGCAUCACUUGUACAAGCUGCAGUAUCUACAUUUUGGGGCUCCCCGAAUAUGGUAUGGCAUACCUGGGUCCGAAUCCCAUAAUUUUGAGGCUAUUGCAAAGAAGCACUUACCUUGGUCAGAUGACAAACAGGCUGACUUGCUUCAUACACCAGGAAGACAAUUAUCUCCUGCGACAAUAAAAGCAGAGGGUGUACCAGUUUAUCGCUGCAUCCAGCGCCCAGGAGAAUUUGUUCUUUUCCUUCCCGGGGCAUAUCAUUCAGGCUUUGAUUGUGGGUUCAAUUGUGCUGUGUCUUCAGUCUUGGCUCCAUUGGACUGGUUGCCUCAUGGGCAGGUUUCUUUAGAGCUUUAUCGUGAGAAAAAUAGGAAAACAUAUAUUUCUUAUGAUAAGGUGCUGUUGAGAGCAUCUAAUGAAGCUGUGAAGGCUCAGUGGGAAUACCUGUUGAGGGGUAAGAAAACAUCAAAUAUCUUGAUGUGGAAGGAAGCUUCUGGAAAGGACAAGAUUCUUGCAAAGUCUCUCAGAGCGCGAAUCAGAUCGGAGUUGAGGUCCAGGGACUAUCUUUCGUCUGCGUCUCAGUCAAGGAAAAUGGACAAGUCUUUUAAUGGUGAUGGCCAGAAACUGGAAUGCUGUAUUUGCCGUUAUGAUUUGUAUUUGUCUGCAGUGACCUGCCCUUGUGACCGAAACAGAUUUUCUUGUCUUAUUCAUGCCAAGCAUUUCUGUUCUUGUGCCUGGACCGGGAAGAUUUUCUUUUUCCGUUAUGAGAUCAACGAGUUGAAAAUUCUUGCAGAUGCUGUUGAAGGUAAGUUGAGCGCAGUCAGGACUUGGAUCAAAGAAAAUCUUGGGCUGAUGCUUCGGUUGGAGAAGCCGAAUCAUAAUCAAAACAUACAGUUAGAUCCUUCAACUGCUGCAAUCAAAGACAAUAUUACCUCUAAAAUAGGCAAGGCUUCUGGUUCUAAAUUACUUUCGGAGACAAAAAAAACUCUCGGGAUGAAUUUAGAUGAUUUCAAGCACAAGGCAGGGACGAUAAGCUCGAAAUAUACAACUGAUGAUGAUACAAGUUCGUCGUCCUCUGACAUUGAUAUAGAUGAAUACAUCACACAUCUAGAGAUGUCUUUGAAAAGAGGAGCUACUCCGGCAUCCAGCAAUGGAGUAUCAAUGGGAAUAGAGUAAGACUGCAAACAUGUGCAACUUUUCUCCCUCAUUAAGCCGUUAACGUCAGUCUUGUAUGUUAUCAGACCUAGCAAUUGGGAUCAAGCUCAAUCUUGCUAGUAUUAGGAUGCUUAUCAAGAUGAUAUAAUGUAAAUUUAUGCAUCCAAAUAUUUCAUGAUGAUAAUAUCUUGUAAUUAAAAUAUAAAAAUGCCUUCUUGUCUGACUGGGAUAUUCUGUUCAAGGCUACCUGUGCUUGGUUAUUUCAGAGAAUUCUGUUGCU
Amaranthus tricolor (Joseph's coat) is the source of this 2775-nucleotide messenger RNA. Its product is annotated as putative lysine-specific demethylase JMJ16. Bases 378 to 2516 code for a protein of 712 amino acids. Gene Ontology annotation, cellular component: nucleus. NCBI's taxonomy places the organism in Eukaryota, Viridiplantae, Streptophyta, Magnoliopsida, Caryophyllales, Amaranthaceae. Gene Ontology annotation, molecular function: histone H3K4me/H3K4me2/H3K4me3 demethylase activity. The transcript is spliced from 9 exons. The record is from RefSeq and is a predicted model, not a curated record. Gene Ontology annotation, biological process: chromatin remodeling.